ACAAAACAACCUGUUCACACUUGAAAAGCUUGGAAUGGUUGUUUAAACAAAAGCAGACUUAAAGUUUGAGAGCUCAGCCAUGAACGUAUUUUAGCAUUAAAUUACAAUACAUUUUACCACAGAAAACGCAGUUAUCUUCCUCAGCAUCAGGUGGCAGUAAAAGCCCUUACGCCUCUGGUGUUUGUUUCCUGUCGCUAUUAAUAGACAAGAAGAAGAAGAAGAAAACGACGACGACGACGAAGAAGAAGAACGCCCAUUAUUUUUUCUCGCACAAUCGAUUUGUGCUGAAAUAAUCACCAGGCAGAAGAAGACCAAGCGCUGCAAUGGACGGAGAUGUUGCAGUUGGUGUGAAGAGAGGCUCAGAUGAGCUCAACAUGUAUGGCAGCAGUCCAAACUCACUGGCUGCGAAUGGCAGUGACAGUAAGAAACAGCGUCUGGAUGAAUCGCCUCCCUCCAGAGUUCUCCACAUCAGGAAACUUCCCAACGAAGUCUCAGAGACUGAAGUCAUUGCUUUGGGGCUGCCGUUUGGAAAAGUCACCAACAUACUGAUGCUCAAGGGGAAAAAUCAGGCAUUUCUGGAGUUGGGUACAGAGGAAGCAGCCAUCACUAUGGUGAACUACUACACAGCUGUCACACCACAGGUCAGAAACGCAACUGUCUUCAUCCAGUACUCCAACCAUAAAGAACUGAAAACAGAUUCAGCUCUGAAUCAGAGGGCUCAGGCAGUGCUGCAGGCAGUGUCAGCAGUUCAGGAUGGAGGCUCCCCAUCUUCUGACCCCGGAGCUCUGGACCUUGCUCCACCCCCCAGCCCCGUCCUGCGAAUUAUUAUCGACAACAUGUUUUAUCCAGUGACACUGGAUGUUCUUCAACAGAUCUUCAGUAAGUUUGGGACUGUGAUGAAAAUCAUAACCUUCACCAAAAACAACCAGUUUCAGGCUCUGCUGCAGUUCAGUGACCCAGUCAAUGCACAGCAAGCUAAACUGUCUUUGGAUGGACAGAACAUCUAUAAUUCAUGCUGCACUCUGCGGAUAGACUUCAGUAAACUGGUCAACCUCAACGUCAAAUACAACAAUGACAAGAGUCGAGAUUACACCAGACCUGACCUUCCCAGUGGAGAUGGAGAGACGACUAACAAGGACCAUUCUCUGUUGGGUACCCCAUCUGGAGCACUAGCUUCCUACUCUAGUGGAGGAGGUUACUCAUCUUCUUUGUCCCUCUCACAGGGUGGAGGGACCAUAAGUCCUCUGAGUGCUGCAGCGGCAGCAGCAGCAGCUGCAGGUCGUGUUGCUCUGUCUGGCUCUGGAGUGUCGGGGGUCCUGUUGGCGUCCAACCUAAAUGAAGAGAUGGUCACGCCUCAAAGUCUCUUUACCCUCUUCGGAGUCUAUGGUGAUGUCCAGAGGGUGAAGAUCCUCUACAACAAAAAAGACAGUGCUCUGAUCCAGCUGUCUGACGGAAACCAGGCUCAGCUGGCUAUGAGUCACCUGAAUGGUCAAAAGGUGUAUGGUAAAGUGAUGAGAGUGACUCUGUCCAAACAUCAAACUGUGGCUUUACCCAGAGAAGGACUGGAUGACCAGCUCCUAACUAAAGAUUUCUCUGGCUCUCCACUUCACCGUUUUAAGAAGCCAGGAUCCAAAAACUUCCAGAAUAUCUUUCCUCCCUCUGCCACACUUCAUCUCUCCAAUAUCCGGGACGGCGUAGGCGAGGACGAUCUUCGCCUUCUGUUCUCAAACAGUGGAGCAACUGUCAAAGCCUUCAAGUUCUUCCAGGAUCGGAAGAUGGCGCUGAUCCAGAUGUCGUCAGUAGAGGAGGCGAUCCAAGAGCUGAUGAAGCUUCACAACUACGACAUGGGAGGGAAUCACCAUCUAAAAGUUUCCUUUUCAAAAUCCACCAUCUAAGCCUCGCACAUUAAACAGCCACGAGGAGCAAGGACUUUCUGUUUUCAACAUCUUCUGCACUGUCCCCAAAUCUUAAAUUAGGUUGUACAGCAUCACACAUGAUCAGUGUCUCGUCUGGUCAGGAGGGGAAAAUAAAAAACCUGUCACAAGGAUACGAGCUUAAAAUUAUAAUGCAGUAAUCUAGGGGUGUCACGUUCUCAAUUGUAAAUUGAAUAUUGAUUGAAAACGACAUCACAAUCUCGACCUUUGAAAGUGAAGGUGGAGGAAUUAACCACGCCCCCAGUGUGAGGUCCUGCACGCCUGCACACGCUAAAACGAUAAAUUAUAUAUAGAUAUAGACGUUAUUCAGUACACAUUUGGUGACUGUAACAUCAGAUUGAAAAAAAAAAAAUCUUUUAAAAAAUGAAAAGGUUUAUCAUGAUCCUGGACUAAUCAAGAAAAGUCUAAAACUGUCAGAACCAUCUGCGCUAAAAAGAGCGAUCGGGAAUCGAAUCAAGGAUUUGGAGAAUGAUGACACCCCUAACAUCUUGAUCUUGUGACAUCAGUUUGCUGCAGAAAGAUCUGAUUUUUAAAAAGUCCAGAUGUAUGAAACAAAUAACAUAAUUUGUGAGGACAUACUUAGACUUAUUUAAAGUGAGUUGAUCAGAUUUGUGAUUUAAGAUUUCGGUGCAGAGCAGAAGAUUCUUGGAAGUUUAAGUGACAUUCUUAAGUUUGGGGAAAAGCUGAAAUCUCUUGUCGACCAGAUCAUCUGAUUUCAGUUCAGCCUUCACCUCUUACACAGAUCUGUCAGCCACGUGCACACACACACACACAGGUUUGUGCAGCUAUUCUUCUUAGGACACAGCAUUGAACCCCAUUCAUUUGGACUAAACAGAGUUAUCCCUAACAUUAGCCAUAACCAUUUAUCCCAAACCUGAACCCUAUCUCAAAUAUCAGCCCUAAACUUAAACCAGUUCCUCAGAGUUGAGGUUCUGCCUCAUUAGGACCAGGUUUUGGUCUCCAUGAGGACCACUGGUCCUGUGUUUAUACCUGAAACGUACACGCACACAGCCAUGAGCAUGUGGUUCUGGUCUGGGUCGUUGACCCGUCAGGACCAAAGUUCAUGCACCUUUGUUCUGUGGUCUGAUCUUUACUGUUGAAUCUUAUGUGUCUUCAAAGAAUUAUUCUUAUUCUUGUUUGUUGAUCCUGAGUUGUAAACGUGUAGAAACAUAGAUGUGAGACGAACAGAAACAGCUACUGUUUUAUUCCUGAGUUUAUUUUUGGAUGGUUGUUCUGCAGGGGGUUGUUUUUUAAAGUUUCAUUAGCUCAGUAUUUAUUUUUUUUUCUCUUCUCAGAUCAGCACAAAUUAAACGCAUCUUUUCUACCAAGGAACCCAAAGUAAACACGUGUUUGUGUAUGUUUGGACUCUCCUCCGUCUUACUGUCAAUAAACUUCUGUCACUCUGUUCA
Molecule: messenger RNA, 3343 nt
Organism: Solea solea (common sole)
Lineage: Eukaryota; Metazoa; Chordata; Actinopteri; Pleuronectiformes; Soleidae
Product: polypyrimidine tract-binding protein 2-like
Exons: 17
Coding region: 324-1895 (523 amino acids)
Biological process (GO): mRNA processing; regulation of RNA splicing
Cellular component (GO): nucleus
Molecular function (GO): mRNA binding
Source: RefSeq, a predicted model, not a curated record